Suricata suricatta (meerkat) is the source of this 1427-nucleotide messenger RNA. It is a transcript of the gene SMIM3, whose product is annotated as small integral membrane protein 3. The record is from RefSeq and is a predicted model, not a curated record. The transcript has 2 exons. NCBI's taxonomy places the organism in Eukaryota, Metazoa, Chordata, Mammalia, Carnivora, Herpestidae. The coding region runs from base 124 to 306 and encodes 60 amino acids.
GCCGCCGCCCCUGCGAGCCCGGCCCGGCCGCGACCCUCCCGCGGACCCGGCGCGCUCUGGCCGCGGGGGGAGCCCUCGUGCUUUCUUUCCGAGCAGCUCUGCGGAUCGCGGGAGGGAAGCGGGAUGGAUGCCGUCAGCCAAGUCCCCAUGGAGGCUGUGCUCCCCAAGCACAUCCUGGAUAUCUGGGUCAUUGUCCUCAUCAUCCUGGCUACCAUUGUCAUCAUGACCUCCUUGUUGCUGUGCCCGGCCACCGCGGUCAUUAUCUAUCGCAUGCGGACUCAUCCUGUCCUCAAUGGGGCUGUCUGAGAAUCUCCCAGGAGGGGCAGUGAGGGAUGUGGGCGGUGUCCCCUCCCCCAGUCUCUUCCUUCUCAGAAAAGCAACGGGACGGGCUUUGCUGUGUGGACUCUGGAGCUUGGUAUGUGAGAGGAGAUCUGAGUUCUUGUUUGGAUUUUACCACCGGCCAGCUGUGUGAGUUCAGUCAAGGGACCUAAUUCUGUGGGUUCCGGGUCCCUUUUAAGUGGGGAUCAUGAUCCCUGCCCUUCCUACCUCAUGGGGUUGUAAGAACCGAUGACUUGGUGGAGGUGAAAGCUGUUUGUGACUGUGAGCAGCAAAGCCACUGCGGAUAUAAAGGUGUUACUGCUGAAUACCAAGAAGCUUUGAAGAACCAAACAACCUAAUUACUGAUGGUGGCCUUCAAGGUGGUGAGGGAGACGCUGGGGCAGAGCAGCCUUUGCCAGUGCCCCUCAGGUCAAACCCAGCAAAGGCACCCUAUCCCCAUCCCAAGGGGCCAGCAGCACCUGGCUCAGAGCAUUUUCUUUGUGGUGCCCCUCCCUCACGUUAUGUAAUUUGGAGGGAACUGAGCAUGGCAGGGGGAGGGAGAUGGGUCGAACUUCCCAGGACCCCCGUGGAAGGGGGGCUCUGCCAUUUCUUGGCAGUGCCAAGGGACGUGGGGUGACGGGCUUCUUUCUGCAUUGGAGUCUCAUCGCUUUGAGAGUCGAGCAGUGUGGGAAGACACAGGGUGGCUGAGUCCUCUGGCCAGCUCUCAGGAUCUGCAGCCCCCCACCCCUCGUGUGCCCCACACUUGAGCACUGUCACCCCCACCCCACCACCUCCGUGGUAUAAAGUGCAUGCCCUUCCUUCCUCCCCAUCAGCACUGCAGCCAAUCUAAGCUACGGAUUUUAAGAGAUGUUCCUGGGACUUUUGGAACUAACUUAAAACAACGAUGGUUAUUUUAGAUGCUAUGAUCUAUAUUUAUGGAGAGAGAUUUCUGGACCACUCAAGCUCUUUGAUGAAAAUCAGGAACGUCUUGGGAGUUAUUAAAUUAUGUAAUAGCACAGACAUCAGAACAUUGUGUGGAAGUAAUGCUUUUACUUUGGUCUGACUUCAUUGAUGUACACAACCGGUUUCCAAUAAAGUGCUAGAAUGAA